This is a messenger RNA of Chelmon rostratus (copperband butterflyfish), 2764 nucleotides long. RefSeq names its product calpain-5-like. Gene Ontology annotation, cellular component: cytoplasm. The transcript has 13 exons. Lineage: Eukaryota; Metazoa; Chordata; Actinopteri; Chaetodontiformes; Chaetodontidae. The record is from RefSeq and is a predicted model, not a curated record. Gene Ontology annotation, molecular function: calcium-dependent cysteine-type endopeptidase activity. The coding region runs from base 253 to 2184 and encodes 643 amino acids. Gene Ontology annotation, biological process: proteolysis.
GUCAGACCGGUUUUCAGUCACUGUUUCUGUGCCGCUGAACAUAUUUGGGGAAGCCCUCGCAGCCAGAAGUUCGAACUGAGGAGGCUGAUUUGGUUCUGAGGACGGUGUAACUGGGUGUGUUUUGGAUAACAUAUCUUAUGACAGAAAUGUGGGAUUUUUGAACAUUGGAUACUGGACGAGGACAUUAAAUGUGUCUGAGCUCAUCACUGGAAGGAUAAGACAGCUCAGUUGCGAGGUUUCAGCGUCUGCACCAUGUUCUCCUCUGCUGUCCCGCACAAAAACCAGCACUACAGCGAACUGAGGAGGGACUGCAUCAAGGACAAGAAACUGUUUGAGGAUCCAGAGUUCCCAGCCAGCAAUGCAUCGCUGUACUUUAGGAAACCUCCUCCUGGUUCUGUGGAGUGGAAGCGGCCAGGGGAAAUAUGUAAUGACCCCCAUCUGUUUGUGGAGGGCAUCAGCUCCCAUGACUUGAACCAGGGCGUUGUGGGAAACUGCUGGUUUGUUGCUGCCUGCUCCUGUCUGGCUUUGAAGCCAAACCUCUGGAAGAAGGUAAUUCCUGACCAUAAGGAUCAGGAGUGGGAUCCAAAACACCCAGAGGACUAUGCUGGAAUAUUCCACUUUCAGUUCUGGGUGUUUGGCGAGUGGGUGGAUGUGGUGGUGGACGACCGGCUGCCCACCAUCAACGGAGAACUCAUCUACUGUCACUCGAAAGACAACAACGAAUUCUGGAGUGCUCUGCUGGAGAAGGCCUACGCCAAGCUCUACGGCUGCUAUGAGUCUCUGGAGGGAGGAAACACCGGAGACGCUGUGGUGGAUUUCAGUGGAGCUGUGGCUGAAGCCAUCAACCUGGAGACAGAAGCAUACUAUAAGGACCAGAAAAGACUAGACCAGCUGUUUGAAGAUCUGCUUAAGGUCUACGACCGCGGAGGAAUCAUUAGCUGCUCCAUUAAGGCACAGCCUCAUGAAAUUGAGCUCAAGAUGGCGAACGGGCUGGUGAAAGGCCACGCAUACUCAGUGACUGCAGUGAAGAAGGUGCGUUUGGGUCACGGGCUGCUGGCCUACUUCAAGAACGAAACCAUUCCUCUGAUCCGCAUGAGGAACCCCUGGGGCAAGACUGAGUGGAAAGGAGCCUGGAGCGACAGCUCUGAGGAAUGGUCAAAAGUCGGAGAUACAGAGAGAGGCCACCUUGGCAUCACAGUAGAGGAUGAUGGGGAGUUCUGGAUGUUUUUCACAGACUGGUGCAAGUACUUCACAGAUGCAGAUGUUUGUCGCCUCAUCAAUACUUCUGUGAUCAGUAUCCAUAAGACGUGGCAUGAGGCCGUGCACUUUGGGAGCUGGACCAAAAACGCAGAGCCGCUGUUAAACCGCUGCGGUGGCUGUGCUAACCACAGGCAGACAUUCCUGCAGAACCCGCAGUACUUGUUUGAUGUUACAAAGGAGGUCGAUGAGGUCCUCAUCUCCUUGCAACAGAGAGACAUGAAGAUCCACAGAAAAGUUGGUCAAGGAGAAAAUCUAAGCAUUGGCUUCAGUGUUUUCAAGGUGGAACUGAACAGGAAGUACCGGAUGCAUGACAUCCUGACCCAACAGUGUGUGGAGACGUCCACCUACAUCAACGCUCGCACAGUGUUUCUGAGGAGCAUGCUGCCACAGGGCCGCUACGUCCUCAUGCCCACCACCUUCAAGCCUCAGACGCUGGGGGAUUACAUGAUCCGAGUUUUCACUGACGUGGCCUCAGACUGCAGGGAGCUGACAGAGGAUAAACCAAGAGUAAGAUGCUGGAGUUCAUUCCUUGGAUACCCACAAGCCGUGAGUCACGUCUACGUCCACGGAGCUGAGGGGCUGCAGAACCAGGACAGUGCAGGAGGUGCAGACCCCUAUGUGAUCAUCUCCUGCGAGGGCCGGUCCGUAAAAUCUGUCAUCAAGAGGGACACCUUGCAACCAGAGUUUGCAACCAGCGGCAUUUUCUACAGGAAGAAGCCCAGAAAGCCCAUAACUGUGGAGGUGUGGAACAGCAACGCAGUAAAGGACGAAUUUAUGGGCCAAGUGGUGUUGUCCGGGUUGGUGAAGGACACCUCUGACCCUCAGAGGCUUCAGCUGAGGAAGAGCGGGCGGCAGAUGGCAGACGAGAUGCCCGGCAACAUCAGCCUCAGGAUCAUCACGUCUACUCAGCUGACCGCCAUAUGACCUCGCCAGUGGCCUGAGAGAAGCCUGAGUCUUUAUCAGUGCUAAACUAUGGGGUGAACAUCUUGUGAAACUCGACACGUGGCAUCAUCGAGGAACCAAAAGCAGCAGCGGUUCGACCGGUUUACCACUGGAUGCUCGUGUGGGAGUGGAAUUUUACACUAUUAAUUGCACGUUGGUGAAAUACAUGCAAAGUGAGAGGUGAGCUGGGCACUAGUGGACAGACUGAAUGUCAAUUCCUCUUAUUUUUAUCCAAAUGUUUACUCUUUUUAAGCAUCUUAAUUGUAUUUGAAAUCAUUUUUGUGUAACUUAUGACACAUUUUUAUAUCAACGUUUUGCAAGUUGCUUGUAAAGAUAUCAGAUGUUACACCAUAGAUACUGUGAGUGAUGUGGCAGUAAAUUGUCACACAAGUCUUAUACAUUAUACAUUUGUCCUCCAGAUUCACCUUUAUGCACAAAAACUUACCACAUGUAUGACGCAUAAUUCAUGUAUUUUUCUUGAAUGCAUCUUUGGCUCCUUUCUACCGUCUGUUCAUAUCAUCAUGUUUUAUUCUCAUGACAAUAAAGAAAAUGCAGAACCCUG